AUGGGUAUCCCAAUGUACCGUGACCCCUCUCCUGAGGGAACCAAAAGCAGUACCAUCAAGGACCCUUCCGCCGCUGCGCGUUCCGCUAUUCGCCGCCAGGCCACUCUUCGCCGACCGUCGCGUUAUAGUACUUCCACCUUACGCGGCGCACCUCUACGGUCUCCCUUUCCUCGUGCGAUUGCAGACGAGAUUGAGCGUGAAGCGCAUGGGUUACAGCGCCAUAUACGCUCUCCCAUUACAAACCCUCCCCCCGGUGAUGAUCCGCUCGAUAUUAUCGCCGGGGAUCUCGACAUGAUCCGACGCGAGGUUGGUGAAGGCUUGCUGCAUGAGGCCGCUCAGCAUAGACGCCCCGGACAACGGAUGAGAAUUCCACGUAACACCGCUCUUUCAGAGUUAACCCGCCGCCCAUCGCCAGCAGAUAACCCCAGCAGCCGAAGAAAUCAUGAGCAGCCUGCUUUCACGCCAAGCUUUGCGCCUGCCGUUGCGUAUCAUCGAAGACUAUCUCCACCGUCACAAUUGCGUCCGCGUCUUUCUCCAUUUCCUCCGGACGGGUUUGAAGUGGUAGGGACGACUGUUCCCUUGUUGCGGCGUGUUGGGCAGCGUUCUAUCAACGAAACCAAUCGCGCAAUCAAUCGCGAUUUUACCAUGGAUGGUCUCGGGGAUCGCCAACGUAGCAUGAGCCCCGAUGAUGACAAUGCGAAUGAUGCGUGGGAAACGCUUCUGACUACGAUCACUCCCGAUGACAACCUUCCCAGUGCUGAUUCCUCAUUCGCCUCCACCUCUGCAUCCGGCGCGAAUACAUCGGCGAACGCGACCACCAGAACCUCGACAGCCUCCUUCCAAACAUUGCCAAGCUCUUUAGAUCCGAGUUCCGCGACAGUUCAGAUGGUUCUUGAUCCAUACCCGGAAUAUGUCAAUCCCUGUGACUAUCCUAGUUCAUCGGACUCUGAUUCCGCGUCGGAGGGCGAUUUCAAUCAGCUCUCUCUUUGGCGACGCUAUCGUCGUCGGAUGCAUCAGAUGGGCUCUGGACAGCAGCGCUCGCAUGAUAUGCAUUCGACCAUGAGUAGCCACCCACCGAUCCCGACGAUCUCGUUUGCCUUUUCCAAUUCCUCCACUCACCCAGAGCAUCAACAAAUGCAAGCUAUACUGGAUCGACUCGCUCGAAGGGAGAAUAUACCUGAUGACUGGUGGGCUGCAGCUGGACUGUCUCGCACUAUCAGCAACAGGCGCGGCGCAAACAAUGACUCCAAUGACCCUGACAACAGGGAAGAACCCGCUCGACGACCAUGA
Messenger RNA from Aspergillus clavatus NRRL 1, 1290 nucleotides. RefSeq lists its product as uncharacterized. Bases 1 to 1290 code for a protein of 429 amino acids. Lineage: Eukaryota; Fungi; Ascomycota; Eurotiomycetes; Eurotiales; Aspergillaceae. The record is from RefSeq and is a predicted model, not a curated record. The transcript is spliced from 2 exons.